GUAAAUAUUUGUCUAAAAAGCAUAAUUUUUCGGUAUCGUGGUUUCGUCAAUGGCUGGUAUCAUUUCCGGGACGAAACAAAAGUGCCAACAACAGGAUCGCUGAUGUGACCACACGUUGACAGCUAAAACGACCCACCUCUUGGCGUUGCCCUUCGUCAACGGAAAAACGAGCGGGAAACUGUAAAAAAUAGGCACAUUAUCCGAUGCCCAAAGUGAAUGUGAUGGUGUGGUUUGAUGUUGUAUGCAAUAUAAAGUGAAAUUAAAUAUUUAAUCUAUUUUGGCGCCGGAAAGCCGGGCCCUAAACAAAAACCAUUCCGGAAACAACGAGCGAAAACAGUGGUGCAUACAUACAUACAUACAUACAUUGUGUGACCCUCCACCGGCGGAAGUGGUUAACAAUACUAUAGUGAAAGUCAUUUAUCAGCUUUUAUUUAUAUGCCGGUUGUUUUCUGCUAUGACAUUACGUAUACGAAAAUCUCGGAACAUUUCACCUGCACACAUACCAGUGAAACGACGGGAAUAAAACAAAGUGGAAAGUGCUUUGAAAAAUCUUGGCAAGCAAGCAGUGAAUUGAGCUUCUUUUUAAAUCUGCAAUCGACAGUUUAUUUUGCUUAAAAGAAUAAAGAAAAUUGUGUGUGUCGAAAACCGAACCAAAAGGCGCCGAAAUUUUCCCGAUCGAUAGCGAGAGUGUGAUAUGAGAACGCCGUCCCAACGGAGCAGCUGAUGAGCCCCACCACGGAACACCACACGGUCGGGGCCCUCCUUCUGAUGCUUCUGGCAACGACGACGAGGGUCUCUACGAACAGCGCAGUCAAAACAGGAACAGUGCCAGCUGUGAACGUGGUGGUAGAAGAACCUGAAUUCACCGAGGUCAUAGAAAACGUAACAGUGCCUGCAGGACGGAAUGUCAAACUGGCGUGCUCCGUCAAGAAUCUAGGAUCCUAUAAAGUGGCGUGGAUGCAUUUCGAGCAGUCCGCCAUCCUAACUGUACAUAACCAUGUGAUAACGCGCAAUCCGCGGAUCAGCGUGACACACGACAAACAUGAUAAGCACAAGACCUGGUUCCUACACAUAUCAAACGUCCAGGAGGAGGACAAGGGACGUUACAUGUGCCAAAUCAAUACAGUAACGGCCAAGACACAGUUUGGCUAUCUACACGUGGUUGUACCACCAAACAUCGACGACUCGCUCAGCUCGAGCGACGUCAUCGUCCGGGAAGGAUCCAACGUGACGUUGAAAUGUCGCGCUACGGGAAGUCCCCACCCGAUGGUCAAGUGGAAGCGGGACGAUAAUUCUAAAAUAGCUAUUAAUAAGUCUUUAAGUGUGCUCGAGUGGGAUGGCGAAUCGGUGGAGAUAUCGAAAAUCUCCCGCCUGGACAUGGGCGCGUACCUCUGCAUUGCAUCCAACGGCGUCCCGCCGACGGUAUCGAAACGGAUUAAAGUCAGCGUUGACUUUCCGCCGAUGCUGUGGAUCCCUCAUCAACUGGUAGGAGUUCCACUCAAUUUUAAUAUCACGCUGGAAUGUUUUACCGAGGCGCAUCCAACGUCACUCAACUACUGGACCCGGGAGGACGGGCACAUGAUUCACGAUUCCAGAAAGUACAGGACAGAAUCGAUGGUGGGCAUGCCUGCCUACAAAACGCACAUGCGACUAAACAUCUUCAACAUUCAGCAGACCGAUUACGGCACUUACAAGUGCGUAGCCAAGAAUCCUCGUGGGGAAACCGACGGGACGAUACGAUUGUACAUAUCCACACCACCGACGACAUCGCCAGGCCCACCGACUACAGAGUUGGUGGACGUUUGGUCCAACAAUGGAAAUGGUCGCAACGACUCAGCUGGAUCACAUCACCACUUCAACGGCCACGGUGGUACUCAGCAUCACCCUAAUUCAUAUUCCGUGCACGUGACUGAUAAAAAUUCUAAAUACUCUUCCAAUUUGAACGAAAUCGACAAGUCCGAGCAGAAAUCUUUCGACUCGAAAGUUAUCUAUUGGUCCAGUGCGAAUGGAAGUAGUAGAAGUAUUUCACAAACUAUCCGCAACAUUCUGUCCAGCAUCGUGAGCGCGACAAUACUAAUUUCGUUAGUAAAAUAUAGCGUUCACUAAUCCGUUAUAAUGUAACAAGGGUCCUUUAGAAAUGGUUCGCAAUGAACAAGAAAAAAACUAUCGCAAAAUGGUUAGUAGCUAGAAAAGGAUAGCUCAACUAAGCAAGCACUCAGAGCACUUCAGCAUUGGCACCUAAUUCAGAAUCUGUGAAACAGAACUAACUAUUGAACUAUAUAGAAAAUAUGUAUAACAGAAAGCAGGGUUGAAAAACAUAUAAACUGAAUUAUUAGGAUUAUGAAACCAUAUACUAGUAAGCAUUUAGUACCACGUACAAUUAUCAAUAAGGGAUUAAAACGGAAACGAGCAUGUUGCGCAGCAAAAACGCUUCUAUGUAAAACACGAUUACGAAAACGUAGCAAAAACCAAUUAUUUCGCAUGCAUGCAUGAUAAUACAAUCAUUCACGGGUACAGUUUCAGCAGCAAAACCCCGAACAGAUUGAUGAGUCGGUAAGUAGAGGUAUGUUUGGAAGGGAAACUACCGCCGCUUUAAAACAAUACCGCAUCAUAAACAUUCGCCUCGACCUAGCAAAAAUAGAUAAUUUGAUUUUGCCUCCCACUCUUCCCGAAGUUGUAGCGCAUUUUUAAUUGUUUCAUCCCUUGGCAUCAUUCAACUUCGAGGGAAUCGCUUCAAAGUCGAGAGAAUAGGAUUUAAAUUUCAUUGACUCGACGGAAACCGGAACAACCGCAACGUACCUAUACUAUGUCUAUGCAUGCGGCAUUUGCGGCUAGAAAAAUAACGACAACAAAGCUUCUGUUUGGUUCAAUUUCAUGCAAAGUGAUUACAGGAUUUUGCUGAGCUGCAACUUUUUUGAUUUUCCCGUCCGUUUUUUUCACCCUAUUCAUCAUAGCUGGAAGCUGCUUACUAAAAAGACAGGAAACAGCGGAAGAUUGAUCGAUUUGAGGUAAUUUCCAGACGGUAGCAUGGGAAGAGUCGAUUGUAGUUGAUUAUCUCGAAGGUGUGAUUAUGCAGAAAUAUAAACAAAUAAAUAAAAAAAAAUCAGUUUAAAUAAGUUGUAUAGUGAACGUUUGGAAGAAGAGCUUAAGUGUUUAUUUGAUCCAUUUUCACGAAUGAAGAGCUUCGGGGGCGUUCAUGGCGGUGUACAUAUAACGUGGUAAUUUUACUAGGCAUACCCCCUGAUACUGAAAAAGUGCGCAAGACUAAGUUCAAAUUUCACCUUCAGCAAAUAUUCCUCAUCACGAGUACUCGAUUUUACGCGAAAAGUGCGGUAGUAAAUGACCACCGUAUUUGGCCGAAUUACAAUGUUUUGUUGCCACGGUAGGAAUAAAAAUAACAGUUGCCUUAAUUCUUCAGACAAUGCACACAACAUAAAAAACUGCUUUUUUGUCGUUCGCUUUGUGCUACAUCGGGCGACACUCUGAGUACCGUGACCGAUUAACGCGAUCCCUAAAUCAAUUCUGCAAAUAGUGAAAUAUACAAGGCUCGCUUGAAACGUGCUGAUAUGGUAUUGGGCCAAUAAUGUGAAUGUUCAUGCUGAAAGAACUUCAUUUUGGAGUAUUAUUGAGAGAGCACUUCGUAAGCAUCCCAAAAUUAUCGACAGUGAGAUGGAGCUGCAAUGAGCGCUGAAGAUGGGAAAGUUGCAUAAGCUUUCAUUUGGGGGUUAAGUGAAAAAUGCGCACAUUAAAAAGAGGAAAACGAAUUGAAUGGAAUAAGAGGUGCAACACGUC
Messenger RNA from Topomyia yanbarensis, 3792 nucleotides. Its product is annotated as lachesin-like. NCBI's taxonomy places the organism in Eukaryota, Metazoa, Arthropoda, Insecta, Diptera, Culicidae. The transcript has 11 exons. The coding region runs from base 724 to 2106 and encodes 460 amino acids. Gene Ontology annotation, cellular component: neuron projection. The record is from RefSeq and is a predicted model, not a curated record.